This is a messenger RNA of Arachis stenosperma, 1614 nucleotides long. RefSeq lists its product as uncharacterized. The transcript is spliced from 2 exons. The record is from RefSeq and is a predicted model, not a curated record. Lineage: Eukaryota; Viridiplantae; Streptophyta; Magnoliopsida; Fabales; Fabaceae. The coding region runs from base 1 to 1614 and encodes 537 amino acids.
AUGGGUAGUGAGGAUAGUUUCCUAGUGCUGAUACAUCACAGAGGGUCGAUUAAGAAGAAAACUCGGUCCAGCGUGAAGUUCACUGAUAAGGAUCCCCUAUGUAUUAUCGUGAGGCCGACAACCACCUACGAUGCUCUUGUUAGCUCUGUGCUGGAGAAGCUUGGUCUCGAAGGAGUUAAAAGGGUUAAGAAGUUUUUCUAUCGCAUUCCAACGGCGAUGCUCCAUGAUACUGUGAAGUAUGAUUGUUCCACGAUUGGGAGUGAUGAGGACUUGCAGGUUAUGUUUUUUUGUCGUAGGCAGUUUCCCGAGGUAAGGACACCAGAGUUGUUGGCAAAGUUGGUUGAUGUGGUAUCUAGCUCGGGUGGUUCGAACCGGAAUGCCAAUACUAUAGCCGCGGUUGCCGGCUCGAGCUCGAGACCUGGGGUUGCUUCAUCCUCCGUUCCUGUGUAUGAGCCACCGAUGCAGCCUGUUGCCUCCCCUUCGUUUGCCGUUGAUCUGAGCGGCAAUGUUGGAGACGAGGUUCGAUAUGCAGAACAUGUUCCCACCGAAGUGCAUUGUCCUACACCGGCUGGUGUUGGUGAGGGUUUAUUUGAUGAUGCAGAUGACGAUGACGUCGAGCCGGAUAUGAUCGUUGAUGACAGCGGCGAUGAUCUUGGAACUACUGAUCCGAGAAGGGCUACAGGUGGAUCUAGUUCUGGCACACAGCAGUACCCACCCCAUUUUUCAUCGUUGGACAUGGAUGCCAUGAGGCAGGUCGAAUAUCCUUUGCAGGCCUCUGGAUUUGGUGCCAGAGAUACGGAAGGGUCUGCCGGUAUGACGGAGUUCCAGGUUGGCCAACAAUUUCAGGAUAAAGAUGACGCGUUGUUGAGUGUGAAGACUUACAGCAUCCGCCGAGGGAUCCAGUACAAGGUCGUUGAGUCUGACUACCGCAGGUAUGUGGGAAAGUGUUCUGAGUUUGGGAAUGGGUGCACAUGGUUAAUUCGGUUGAGCCUCCGACAGCGGAAGGGCAUCUGGGAAGUGAAGCGGUACAACGGACCGCAUACCUGUCUCGCCACCUCCAUCUCCAGCGACCAUAGGAGUCUGGACUACCAUGUGAUAGCGACAUUCAUUAUGCCGAUGGUUAGGGCUGAUGCCGCCGUCAACAUCAAGGUGCUUCAAAAUACCACGGCCGCACACUUUGGGUUCAGGCCAACGUACAGGAGGGUAUGGAUGGCGAAGCAGAAGGCCGUUGCUGUCAUAUAUGGGGACUGGGAUGAGUCGUACAACGAGCUCCCUCGGCUGUUCUGGACUUUCCCCCCUUAUAUCGAGGCAUUCCGUCAUUGCAAGCCGUUGGUGAGUAUUGACGGCACCCAUCUAUUUGGCAAGUAUGGGGGAACGUUGCUAGUUGCGAUUGCACAGGACGAAAACUCCAACAUACUCCUCGUGGCAUUUGCACUAGUUGAGGGUGAGAAUGAUGAGUCAUGGUCUUUCUUUCUUUCCCAUCUCUGUGAGCACGUGACACCUCAACCGGGUUUGUUAGUUAUUUCAGAUAGGCAUAACGGCAUCAAGGCAGCCCUCGAGGCUCCCGAUGGGGGAUGGCUACCUCUGGCUGCAUACAGGGCAUUCUGCAUUUGA